This is a messenger RNA of Petromyzon marinus (sea lamprey), 3577 nucleotides long. Its product is annotated as alpha-enolase-like. Gene Ontology annotation, biological process: glycolytic process. Gene Ontology annotation, cellular component: phosphopyruvate hydratase complex. Gene Ontology annotation, molecular function: magnesium ion binding; phosphopyruvate hydratase activity. Lineage: Eukaryota; Metazoa; Chordata; Hyperoartia; Petromyzontiformes; Petromyzontidae. The record is from RefSeq and is a predicted model, not a curated record.
ACAGUGAUCCCACUCUCACACCACCAGUCUCCCCCUCCACAGUGAUCACUCUCACACCGCCAGCCUCCCCCUCCACAGUGAUCCCACUCUCACACCCCCAGCCUCCCCCUCCACAGUGACCCCACUCUCACACCGCCAGUCUCCCCCUCCACAGUGAUCCCACACUCACACCACCAGUCUCUCCCUCCACAGUGAUCCCACUCUCACACCGCCAGACUCCCCCUCCACAGUGAUCCCACUCUCACACCCCCAGCCUCCCCCUCCACAGUGAUCCCACUCUCACACCGCCAGUCUCCCCCUCCACAGUGAUCCCACUCUCACACCGCCAGCCUCCCCCUCCACAGUGACCCCACUCUCACACCGCCAGUCUCUCCUCCACAGUGACCACUCUCACACCACCAACCUCCCCCUCCACAGUGACCCCACUCUCACACCGCCAGCGUGCCCCUCCACAGACCACUCAUUGCCAUUCUCUCCCUCCACAGUGACCACUCUCACACCGCCAGUCUCCCCCUCCACAGUGAUCCCACUCUCACACCACCAGCCUCCCCCUCCACAGUGACCCCACUCUCACACCGCCAGCGUGCCCCUCCACAGACCACUCAUUGCCAUCCUCUCCCUCCACAGUGACCACUCUCACACCGCCAGUCUCUCCCUCCACAUUGAUCCCACUCUCACACCGCCAGCGUGCCCCUCCACAGACUCCACUCAUUGCCAUCCUCCCCCUCCACAGUGACCCCACUCUCACACCGCCAGCGUGCCCCUCCACAGACUCCACUCAUUGCCAUCCUCUCCCUCCACAGUGACCACUCUCACACCGCCAGUCUCUCCCUCCACAGAUCCCCCCCCCCGCCGCUCUCCGCACUCCCAGCCGCUUCUCCUCGACCACACGCCUGUUGGAUCCAACUCCUCUCCGCAACGGGAACACGGCUCCGGGCAGACAUGUCUGUGCUCAAGAUUCACGCUCGGCAAAUUUUCGACUCAAGAGGGAAUCCCACAGUGGAGGUGGAUCUUUACACACACAAAGGGCUCUUCCGGGCGUCUGUGCCGAGUGGCGUCUCCCGCGGAGCUCACGAGCCCACGGAGCUGAGAGACGGAGACAAGACGCGAUUCCUCGGACAAGGCGUGUCCCGUGUGGUGAAGUACAUCAAUCAGUACAUUGGUCCUGCACUCUGCAGUCAGGACGUUAAUGUCAAGGAUCAGGAGAAGAUCGAUGACCUCCUCGUGGCCAUGGAUGGAACCGCUAACCUGUCUCGGUUUGGGUGCAACGGGCUGCUGGGGGUCAGCGUGGCCGUGUGCAAGGCUGGCGCGGUGGAGAGCGACGUGCCGCUCUACAAACACAUUGCCCAUCUGGCGGGGAACACCAACUUAGUGCUCCCAGUACCGGUGCUGAACGUGCUGGCAGGGGGCGUGCACGCGGAUGGCGGGGGCGUGCAGGGCCUGCAGGAGGUGCUGGUGCUGCCCGUGGGCGCGAGCUCGCUGCACGACGCGGUGCGGCGUGGCGCUGAGGUGCACCACGCGCUGCACGCGCUGCUUCGCGAGCGCCAAGGGGUGGGCGCCACCAACGUGGGCGACCAGGGCGCGUUCUCGCUCAGCCUGCCCUCCGCACGCGAUGCGCUACAGCUGGUGCGUGAGGCUGUGCAGCGCUCGGGAAACCAGGACGCGGUGGUGCUAGGUAUUGACGCGGCAGCAUCGGACCUGCACGUGCAUGGGAUGUACCGCAAACGCACACAGGAGGAAGGGCAGGAGGAUUCCCUAAUCUCAGCAGACACUUUGGCUCAGAGCUACCGAGACCUCGCCAAGGAUUUCCAAGUGGUGUCGUUUGAAGAUCCGUUCGACCAAGAUGACUGGACCGCCUGGUCUAAAUUCACAGAGUCUGGAUCGUUCCAAGUGGUGGGAGACUCUCUGACCGUGAGCAGUGAGUCGCGCGUGGAGCUGGCGGCUGGACAGCAAGCAUGCAACAGCCUCACGCUGUCACUUACUCACACGGGGACGCUCACGCAGACCAUCCGCGCGUGGAGGGCUGCUCGCCGGCACGGGUGGGGAGUGGUGGUGAGUCACCGCUCCGGGGAGACUGAGGAUCCCUUCAUCGCAGACCUUGCCGUAGGCCUCGGAGCCGGACAGAUCAAGACGGGUGCUGCGUGUCGCUCAGAGAGGCUGGCAAAAUACAACCAGCUCAUCCGAAUUGAAGAGGAGCUCGGCUCAGAGGCAAAAUACGCUGGGAGGAACUACCGCAACCCACAUGCCGGCUGAACUACCACACAGUUAACUACAAACCCCACUCACACGCAGUAAACUACAAACCCCACUCACACACAGUAAACUACCACAGAAUAACUAAAAACCGCACUCACACACAGUAAACUAAACCCCACUCACAGUAAACUACAAACCCCACUCAACCACAGUGAACUACCACACAGUGAACUACAAACCCCACUCAUACACAGUGAACUACCACACAGUGAACUACAAACCCCACUCAGUGAACUACAAACCCCACAGUGAACUACAAACCCCACUCAUACAGUGAACUACCACACAGUGAACAACAAACCCCACUUACACAGUGAACUACCACACAUAGACCAAACAACCACAAACCAAACCACCACAAACCACACGCAGUAUGCAUGAACUACACGCGGUGGCACGGUUGUCCAACUCCAGGCCUUGCGACCCACCACAAUAAACCUGUGUUUACUGCGAUCGAAUGCAACGUGUUUACACGCUCCACGCACCCGAUUAUUGGUAAGCACGAGGCAUUUGACUUGACCCUCCUUGGCUUGCGAUGAAUCGUCACCAUUUGGCGGUUGCGAUCCAAGAAUCCCCUAUAUAUUUUUGCCCUUGUAAAUGUAUUCCUAGCUCUUUCGGUAGUCACGUUGAAUGGAAAUAAUAAAAUUAAUAUUAUUUUAUUGUUUCCCUUCAACGUGACUUUACCGAAAGAGCUAAGAAUAUUAAUUACUGCAGUCACGAAAGCUUUAAAUCAAAAUUCUUGUAAGUGUAGUUUAAUAAUUAUUCUAUUUUGAUCGUGCACUCUUUACACUGGGGCGUCGAGGGCACUUAACACACGAUGAGCGACUUACAUCACAACUCACUGGUAAAAUAAUGCUGGUUUACCCAGGAAAGCCUCAACGGGUCUCAAGACACUCUUUUCAGGAGUGGUGCCAAGUUUUUGCAGUUGGGGAGGGGGGGGGGGCGAUGUUGCCAUGUUAUCCCAAUUGAGCAAUUUUAAAAUGUUUCAGCACUGGUAUGUUUGGUCAAAUUGUACACUUAUUCCCCCGCUAUGGGAGGAAACUGGACAACCUGGAGGAAAACCUAUGGACCUCCGAUGAGCACAGUUGGCUACGUACGGUGCGAAAAGUUCAACAUACAUACAUGCAGAUCGGGGGGGAGAACAUAGGAGUGCCUCACAGAGAUAAGUGCCCGAGUUGGCAAUUUAACCCAGGCCAGUUGAUGAGGCCUAAAGUUUCGAUUUAAAGCUUUCGUGACUGCAAGGAUUCAUCUUCUUUGGUUCUUUCGGUAAAGUCACGUAGAAUGAGAAUAAAAUAUUAUUUUGAAUCAUCAGGUGAUGAAG